This is a messenger RNA of Drosophila yakuba, 2357 nucleotides long. RefSeq lists its product as uncharacterized. The record is from RefSeq and is a predicted model, not a curated record. Lineage: Eukaryota; Metazoa; Arthropoda; Insecta; Diptera; Drosophilidae. The coding region runs from base 102 to 2150 and encodes 682 amino acids. The transcript is spliced from 7 exons.
UAGUGUGCCAGACAUCGAAGUUUGCGCAUAAAAGCUGGUGAUUUCCCGGUAACAUUCCAUUCGCAGCGCAAUUGUGGCCACGGAAAGGUGAGGUCUUAAAAAUGGCAGAGAGCACGGAAAACCAGCAAGUUAACCGCACCGCACGGGAAGUGCAGCAAAACUUUGCAGAGUCGCUCGGUUACGCGGAAGAGAUAAUCUGGGAUUUGUUGUCCCAUGAACAAUCUAACGUGCUGAGAAGAAAACUCUGUGAACUGAUUCGUGAUUCUCCGCCACCGGAAACUGAAACUCCGGAAAAUAAAAAAAUCCGGUUGAAGUUAAACGCAGAUAAUGAGCGGGCCCGUCAAAUCAUUUUCGAUGCUGUUUGGGAGCAACGAAAAUAUACCAACCGUCAAUCGCUAACGGCGAUCAUUUACGUAAUGGUGGUAACUGACGAAACGGACGUUAAUCGCGCCGAGGAUUGCAGAGCUUUCAGUGUGCACCCAGUCUUUCGGGCCCGUCGCUGCGUCACUAACAGCAGUGGCACCAGCAGCGAUAGCUCGAAUUGCUGCAAUCUAUUUAUCGAUGAGGUGGGCCGGGUCUACCAAAACUGGGAACAGUAUGUGCAAACCAACGAGUUGCCCGCCGGAGUGAUGGUGGCCCCAGAGAGGGGUAUUUACCGCCUGGUCAGGGACCAAGUACGUUUGGAUAAGUACCAAACGCCGGCGGGGACCACCAACAGAAGGGUGCUUGGCUACCUGGAUACUGGUUCGGCAGUCGGAGGAUUUUUUGCAGCCUGCGUGCCUAUAGCUGCCCUACUAACGCUGCCGGUAUCCGGUCCGGUGAUGGCCGUAGCGGGAGCAGUAGGUUUGGCCAGUGCUGGAUACGCCACAACGCGUUCUGCCAGCAGGUUAGUCGAUCGCAGCCAACACGAGCAGUCUAUCAAUGUGACGGACCGUGAGGCGCGUGGUCAUUGGCUGGGCGUGACUGCAGGAGCUGUUGGAUUGGGAGCGGCUGGCGCCACCACAGCCUUGACAACGGCCACAAAUGCCGGACGCGAAGUGGGAGCGAUCACCCAACUGACUGUGAAUGGCAUGAACAUAUCCUCGAUCGUUGUUUCGGGCACUGGAGUGGCCAACGGUGUGCUGGAUCUGAUAUUGAAAGCGAAAGAUGGUGAUGACAUUACUGGAAUGGAUGUUCUGCAACUGUCCGCAUCGUUGGUGCUGCUCACGCACAGUGUCUACAACUUCAAAUUGGCUUCUACCAUAAUUAGUGAGACAAGCAAUGCUAAUAUUGCCGACUAUCGUAGAAAUCUUUCUAAUAGACAGAGGCGAUCCUUUGACAAGGCUGCCAAGGAGACCGUUCGGUUGAAGGGCAACUCUGUCGGCAAGCUGGACAUUAUACGCAACGUAAACGAAAUGUCGCCUCAGGAGUUUAAUGAUCUUUUUAAGAUCAACAAAAACUUGAAUCAGGAGGGCGUGCGAUACUCAUUUGCAUCCGAAGGCACCGGCUUUUUGCUAAAUGGCGAGGUGCAGACGACGGGAGCGGAACUGCGAGCCAGUGUACAGCAUAACCAAGGAUCGAAUGUCCUAGGCACAGUUAGUCAGCCCAUUCCCGGUAGCCAUGCGGGGUCAGGUCGCCUGCAGCUGGACGGCGUUAAUCAGGUUUCCCGACUAAUCGGACCGCUGCCCACAUCCCAUUCCCGCCAGGAACCAAGUACUUAUGCUGCCGGCGUCUUCAUCUUACAGCUGAGCUCCGUGGUGGUGAGAGGUGUGGUUUUCGCAAUGGAGAAAUACGGAACAAUCAUAUUUGAGCACGUAAUCAAUGCUGAAAGCUUUGAGCAUCUAAUCAACGGCAUGGCCAAUAACCUUGAACCAGAACUCUUUGACUUUAUUAUGAAUUUGACCCAAACCUUCAUGGACGCCAUGCUGAAUAACCUGACCUCGGUGCUAAAGUUCUAUAUAUCAACGGAGUCCGUUCUGUAUCGAAUUUUGCAGAUUGUGCAGAUUUUAAGGAACUACGAAAACAUGCCAAAUUCUGUGAUUGCGGAUCACACUGGCGAGAUCUUAAGUGCCGUCAGGGCGUACUUCCUCAGCCUAAACCCAAAUGCGUUCCCGGAUCUACUUCAAAAGUGUGCAAAGUGCGUCGGCUACUUCAGCAUUCGUCCCUUGUAAAUGUUUGAAUUGGGACUUGUGAUAAUUGUUGCCUUGUUGUUAAACCACAAAGAAAAGUUAGUUUUAUAGAAAUGUAACCAAAUAUGCGCACAAAUCUUUAUACGCAAAUAAUUAUUGACAUAUCUUACUCAAAUUGGAGCACAAAUUGACAACGAUUUAUUAGUUUUUAUAAAUAAAGAUUUCUUUUCUACUGCAGUAGAAUUUUAA